Molecule: messenger RNA, 2547 nt
Organism: Spodoptera litura
Lineage: Eukaryota; Metazoa; Arthropoda; Insecta; Lepidoptera; Noctuidae
Gene: cin
Product: Molybdenum cofactor synthesis protein cinnamon
Biological process (GO): establishment of synaptic specificity at neuromuscular junction; postsynaptic neurotransmitter receptor diffusion trapping; Mo-molybdopterin cofactor biosynthetic process
Cellular component (GO): cytoplasm; cytosol; postsynaptic membrane
Molecular function (GO): molybdopterin molybdotransferase activity
Source: RefSeq, a predicted model, not a curated record
AUAGAUAAAAAAUAUUAGUUCGUCAGUGUUAUUAGCCGGCAUUAGACCUGUUAUUUUUUAUUGUGAUUUUAAUAGCGCAUCACUCUAUCAGUGUGAUGUAAUAAAGGUCUUGAACUGUCGUUCAUUCACCAACAUAUCAGUUAAAAAAAAUAAAAUUUAUUCAAUCGGAGGGGUUAGUAGAGAUCUUCAAGAUGGUGAAAGCGGUGGCAGUAAUCACCAUCAGCGACACUUGUUUCAAAGACAACUCUAAAGACACGUCGGGACCAGCAUUGGCAGACUAUGUCAGGGAAUUAUUCCCUGAGGCGAAUCUCCAUACAAUCAUCAUUCCUGAUGAAAAGGAAAUCAUUGAGAGGGAGCUCAAAUACUUUUGUGAAACAAAUCUAGAUCUGGUGUUGACCACAGGAGGGACAGGGCUGACCCCUAGAGAUGUGACCCCUGAGGCAACAAAAGCUAUCAUACAGAGAGAAGUGCCAGGAAUCACUACUGCAAUAACUCUAGCAAGUUUGAAGAAGACACCCAUGGCCCAACUAUCUAGGGCCGUUGCUGGAGUCAGAGAGAAAACCCUAAUCAUUAAUUUCCCUGGCAGUAAGAAGGCAGUAACUGAAUGCUUUGAGGUAGUGAAGCCUAUCCUACCUCACGCCAUUUCCUUGAUACACAAUGAAGUGGUUGAAGUCAGCUAUAUUCACAACUCUAUGCAGUUCAACCACACUUGUAAGCACAGCAGUAAUGUAGAUAUAUCUAAGGUGGCUCUAAGACCUAGGGAGUCUCCAUUCCCCAUGGUGGAAAUGUCAGAAGCCUGGAAGAUGGUUGAUGAUGUGAUGUCUGAGUGGACGGAGAGGCUGGAGAUAGUGACCAUUGAAGAGGGACUCGGCAGAGUUGUGGCACAAACUCUUCAUGCUAAGGAACCUAUGCCACCAUUCCCUGCAUCUGUUAAAGAUGGAUACGCGUGUCUAAGUAUAGACGGCGCUGGAGUGCGUCGCGUACGCACCGCGGUUACUGCGGGGGAUGCACCGACUGCGCCGCUGUGCGCGGGCGAGUGUGCGCGAGUCAACACUGGCGCCGCAUUACCUGCGGGAGCUGACUGUGUUGUGCAGGUGGAGGACACUAGACUGGUUUCAGCAUCUGAAGACGGGCAAACAGAGCUGGAGGUAGAGAUCCUGAAGGCACCUGAGCCACAGCAAGAUGUGAGGAAUGUCGGCUUCGACAUCCCCAUGGGAACAGUACUCGUUGACAAAGGCCAAGUACUAGAUUCAGCUAAAAUCGGAAUACUGGCCGGCGCUGGCUAUCAAAAUGUUACCGUGCGGGUACCUCCCAAGGUGGCGUUACUAUCGACCGGUAAUGAGCUGCAAGAGCCAUCGGAAGUGAAACUCAAACCGGCGCACAUUCGAGACUCUAAUAGGACCAUGCUGAGAAUGUUACUCAAAGAGCACGGCUACGACAGCAUAGACUGCGGCAUCGCGCGUGACUCUCCGCCGGAGAUAGUGGCAGGCAUCGCUGCGGCACUCAAACUGGCUGACGUGCUCGUCUGCACCGGCGGCGUCUCCAUGGGGGAGAAGGAUCUGCUCAAACCUGUGCUACUCAAGGACUUCAACGCCACCUUGCACUUUGGGCGCGUGCGCAUGAAACCAGGCAAGCCGUGCACCUUCGCCACCUGCGAGUUCGAGGGCAAGAAGAAGUACAUCUUUGCUUUACCUGGUAACCCGGUGUCGGCGUACGUGUGCGCGCUCGUGUUCGUGGUGCGCGCGCUGCGGCGGGCGCAGUGCGCGCGCGCCGCCUGGCCGCGCCUGCGCCUGCGCCUGGCGCACGGCGCGCAGCUCGACGCGCGCCCCGAGUACGCGCGCGCCACGCUCGAACUGCACGCUGACAGGGACAUGCCUUACGCGACUAUGCUUGGCAGCCAGUGCAGCAGUCGGUUACUGAGUGCGUGCGGUGCUAACAUACUACUGGAGCUACCGGCCGCCACGCCCUCCCUGCAGCGACUGCCCGCCGGAGCCAUCGUACCAGCACUCGUCACAGGCAGGCUCGACAUCUACUCUUAGAACUUAGCUUUACUAUCAACCUAUAGCUUUAUUGUAAACCUUAUUGCCACGAGACAAACUUAUAUUUUCUUUACCUUCUAUAAAGAUUGCCACGGGAAGUUCAACCUUAAGUUACGAGGAAAAUAAAUAAUCCUUAUAAUGUUUCUUUGCUAAAGGGAGGUUUGAAAAGCUACUAUAAUAUUGCCAUCACCUGUUAAUAAUCUCAAUUAUCGUACUUAAAGUCUCAUACAUAAGGCAUGUUUUUGUGCUUUAUGAAUCUCAAAACAUGCGAAUUAUAAUAUAAUAAUAGAUAGAUAGAUCAAUAGAUGUAAGUGAAGAAUUUGUACACUAUUUUUAGAAAUAUUAUUUAAGCAUGAAUGAAGUGUUAAUAUGAGCAAGUAUAGUUUUAUAUGACAUACAAUACAUAGUCGAGACUGUUGAGUAAAAGAAUAUUACCUGUGUGGUAAUUAUUGUUGGUGCUGUUUGUUAGAAAUGUUACUUUAUCAAUAAAUUGUUUUAAUUAAGUUGC